CUAUAAAGGGUCCUCGCUGCAGCCGUCUGCUUCAUGUAUCUCAGCAUCAUGAAGGGAUUACCCACCCUGCUGCUGCUGUGCUCGACGGCUCUGCUCUGCAGCGCUGCUCCAGCUGUGGAGCCGGUGACCUGCAGCGAGGAUGGAGGUGCUGCGGCGGCACGGAUGGCUGCACAUCACAUCGACGAGAACCACGACCAUGGCUACAAGUUCAAGCUGAGUGAGAUCAAAGGCAACAAAGUGGAAAAGGUCGAUGACGGCUGUGAAAUCGAGCUGCAGUUGGACCUUAUGGAGACAACUUGCCACAACAUCAACCCGAAGCACUUCGAGGACUGUAUGAUCCGCAGAGAGACUCCACGGGCGGUGAUGGCUAACUGCUCCGUUAGGAUGAGUGUGAGAAAUGGUGACGCCAGAGUCCGAAAUUACCAUUGUGACACGCGACAAGUGGUAACAGACAGUGAGAGGAUGAUGCUCUGCGCUGACUGCCCCAGUCUGAUCUCACUUCAUCACCCUGAUGGUAUAAAGUCUGUAAAAGAAGCUGUGCAGAGAUUCAACGAGAACACCACCAACCAGAACUACUUCAUCCUGAAGGACGUGGGACGGAUUCAACUCGGAUGGAUGAUGACAGGGGCGAUCUACUGGGCUCAGAUUGCCCUCGUGGAGUCCCAUUGCCCAAUGGGAUCCAGAAUCCUUCCUGAGGCAUGCAUACCCCUCUGCCCUGAUCGAGCUCGCCAUGCUUACUGCCGUUCAUCUUACACAAAAUCCGAGGGACUCGGGUCUGUUGAGUGCGAAUACUACCCUCCAAUGAACUCUACUGCCCUCGGCGAUGGUGAACGGGAGCCCAUAUGUAGGCCCGAAGAUACUGUGGGGCUUCCUCCUCCCCCUGCUGGUGGUGUUGGUGGCCCUCCUCCCCCUCCUGACCAAGAAAGGCAGCGUCAUAUGCCCCCAUUCCACUCAUUCCACUGCCAUGGAUCGGACGCAGCUAUCCACCCCAUUUGUCCCUGGCCCCGUCCUGAGCCCCGCGGCCCACGCCUAAACCCAAGAGAAGAGGCCUGAGAUACACACAAAGAAAACAUGUGUUUGUUACCGACUUCAAGACUUGUACAACAGUCUUCAAUGUAAUAUGUGGAAAAUAGAAAGUCUUUAAACAUAUUACAAGGUAAUGUCCAAUAAACAAUCAUGGUCUAAA
Molecule: messenger RNA, 1186 nt
Organism: Trematomus bernacchii (emerald rockcod)
Lineage: Eukaryota; Metazoa; Chordata; Actinopteri; Perciformes; Nototheniidae
Product: alpha-2-HS-glycoprotein-like
Exons: 7
Coding region: 34-1053 (339 amino acids)
Biological process (GO): negative regulation of endopeptidase activity
Cellular component (GO): extracellular region; blood microparticle; extracellular matrix
Molecular function (GO): endopeptidase inhibitor activity
Source: RefSeq, a predicted model, not a curated record